AUGCCUCCACAAAAAUCAUCCAAUCUCGCAAUCAACCAUAUUGCGAUCUCAUGCGUCGACCUCCCUGCACUUGUCGAAUGGUAUACAGAUGUUCUGGGUUUUGAGCUAGUGGGUGAAGUUCAGCACCACAAACGAUCAGAAGACCCCACACCUUUCGACACGAUUUUUGUUUCGUACCCGCCGUCACUUGAGGAGCUGAAAUUUGCUAUAUUGACCUCUGGAAAUGGGGUCGGCAUAGAGUGCUUCCAGUUCAUUGACCCACCCUGCAAGCCCCGCGACGAGGAAUUCGAAUUUGCUAGAGCUGGAGUCUUCCACAUCUGUGUCACGGACAGUAAUCCGGAAGUGCUGAUGGAAAAGGUGCAUGAACAGGAAGAAGCACCACCACAAGCCGUCUCAUGA
This is a messenger RNA of Thyridium curvatum, 399 nucleotides long. RefSeq lists its product as uncharacterized. The transcript is spliced from 3 exons. The record is from RefSeq and is a predicted model, not a curated record. The coding region runs from base 1 to 399 and encodes 132 amino acids. NCBI's taxonomy places the organism in Eukaryota, Fungi, Ascomycota, Sordariomycetes, Thyridiales, Thyridiaceae.